AUGAUCAAGAUAAAUAAAUUGAGAGCUUUAAAUUUAAUCUUUCGCCAAAUGUCUACCAAAAAGAAAACGCAGGAUCCAUCUCUUCCAGCAGAAUAUUUUCGAAUGAGACAAGAAAUGGUCCAAAGUCGUAGAGCUGCUGGUGAAAAUCCUUUUCCACAUAAAUUUGAUGUUGGCAUUUCUCUGGCUAAUUUUAUUGAAAAAUAUGAUUCUGUUUUGACUGAACGAGGAAAAGUUCUUGAAGAUGAAACUGUUAGGGUUGCAGGCCGUGUUUAUCUUAAACGUGAGCAGGGCUCCAAAUUAAUUUUUUAUGAUUUACAUGGAGAAUGCAAAAAAAUUCAAAUUUUGGCUAAUGCAAAAUUCCAUUCUGCCGGCAUUGAUGAUUUUCUUUCUUCUCAUGAUAAAAUUAAACGUGGGGAUAUUAUUGGUGUUGAAGGCCAUCCAUCUCGUUCAAAUUCUGGCGAACUCAGUGUUAUUCCAACUUCUGUUCAAUUGCUAACGCCUUGCUUUAGAAUGCUUCCGAGAACACAUUUUGGUGUCAAAAAUUUGGAAGUUCGUUAUCGAAUGCGUUAUCUUGACCUUAUUGCAAAUCCACAUGUUCGCGAUAAAUUUGUUAUUCGUGCCAAAAUAAUUACUUUCUUGAGAAAUUAUCUGGAUGCUUUGGGAUUUUUGGAAGUAGAAACGCCUUUGAUGAAUCCAAUUGCCGGUGGGGCAACAGCUAAACCUUUUGUUACUUACCAUAAUGAUUUGGAGAUGAGUCUUUAUUUGAGAGUAGCGCCUGAGCUUUAUCAUAAGAUGUUAGUUGUUGGAGGUAUUGAUCGAGUUUACGAAAUUGGACGUCUUUUCCGUAAUGAAUGUAUUGACCAAACCCAUAAUCCUGAAUUUACUUCUUGUGAGUUUUAUAUGGCAUAUGCUGACUAUGAGGAUUUAAUGAAGUUGACUGAGGACUUGUUAUCUAAAAUGGUUCUUAGUCUUCAUGGCACCUAUAAAACUCCGUAUCAUCCAAAUGGACCUGACACAGUGCCUGUAUAUCAAGUCGACUUUACUCCACCAUUUAAACGAGUGAAUAUGUAUGAAGAACUCGGCAAAGUUCUCGGAAUGACUCUUCCAACACCUGACCAACUUUCAACGCCCGAAGCUCGUGAUGUUUUUGAUAAGAUUUGUGUAGAAAAAGGAGUCGAUUGUUCAGUACCACGUACAACUGGACGUUUAUUAGACAAACUUAUUGGAGAAUUUAUUGAGUCGCAGUGUAUUAAUCCUACAUUUCUUGUUGGGCAUCCACAAAUUAUGUGUCCUCUCGCAAAAUGGCACCGUUCAAUUCCUGGGCUUACAGAACGUUUUGAGCUUUUUGCUGUUACCAAAGAAUUGUGCAAUUCCUAUACUGAAUUGAAUGACCCAAUUACUCAACGAGAACUUUUUGAACAACAAGCAAAAUUUAAAGCUGAUGGAGAUGAAGAAGCUCAAUUAGUUGAUGAAAAUUUCUGUACAGCAUUGGAAUAUGGAUUACCACCAACCGCUGGUUGGGGACUUGGCCUUGAUCGAUUAGCGAUGCUUUUAACUGAUAGUCACAAUAUUAAAGAGGUUCUUUUCUUCCCUGCAAUGCGUCCAGAUCCUCGUGGUUUGAUUCAUGAUGACGAAGAAGGUGAAGAAGAGCAGAAGAAUGAAAAAGAACAAGAGAAAGUUGUUAAAAAAGUUAAAAAAGGAGGAAAUAAAGCUGCGAAAGCCACUACCGCCGAAAAUGGAAGCAAAGCAGAAGAAAUUAAUUGA
This is a messenger RNA of Meloidogyne enterolobii, 1764 nucleotides long. The record is from the annotation of a GenBank genome assembly. Lineage: Eukaryota; Metazoa; Nematoda; Chromadorea; Rhabditida; Meloidogynidae.